This is a messenger RNA of Penicillium alfredii, 1674 nucleotides long. RefSeq names its product nitrogen permease regulating protein NPR2. Bases 1 to 1674 code for a protein of 557 amino acids. The transcript is spliced from 4 exons. Gene Ontology annotation, molecular function: GTPase activator activity. Gene Ontology annotation, biological process: positive regulation of autophagy; negative regulation of TORC1 signaling. NCBI's taxonomy places the organism in Eukaryota, Fungi, Ascomycota, Eurotiomycetes, Eurotiales, Aspergillaceae. The record is from RefSeq and is a predicted model, not a curated record. Gene Ontology annotation, cellular component: GATOR1 complex; vacuolar membrane.
AUGAUCAAGGCAAUCUUCUACAGCAAAUUCGACACCCAAGAGGGUCCCAAGGUCGUCCAUCAAGUCCCCGACGGAGCUAUCGUCAACCCUACGAGCAACGAGCCCUCGCAGCCGCGCCUCCUCAUCUUCUCCGAUGUCUCGUUCUUCGUGAUUCCCCGCCAGGAGCUGUGCGGCAACUUCCUCCAGGUCUGCUCGAACGGCUACCGCAUCCUGGGUUACCCGAUUUGCAUGAAGUCGGCUCGUUAUGAUCGCAAUGAGUUCAUCUUCAACUUCUGUCUGGUGUUGGCCGAGGAGGAGGACUUCAGCACGUACAAGAGUGUGGUGCAGAAACUGGCCGACCUGAUGCAUGCCCUGGAGGAGCAGAAUGGGUUUUUGUCGCGGGAUUUCUCCAAGAGUGGCGAGGGCAAGGUCCACAGCCUCUGUGAGAUGUUGAUGGAAGACUUGAAUAACUACUGCGAGUGCAUGAUUCCCAUUGACGAUCUCAACACUCUGAAUAUCAAGCUCUUCCCCAUCUAUCCUUCUCCUCCGCCUGUUAAGGCCUGGCAAGUCCCUCUGUUCACGGUUCGGUACAAGGCCUUCAUGGAUGAGAAUUGGGACCUGACAUUGCAGAGGAUUGCACCCCAUAUCAACGGAGUCAAUAGUGUCCGCAUCAUUUCGAUCUUGGCCGACACAGACUUCUCCCUCACGUGUCGCGCAAUCCGGCAUCUACUCUACUAUGGCUGCCUGUUCUUGCUGGACAUCUUUUCCUUCUCGGCCGUCUAUGCACCCACGGCUCAGUUCAGCUCCACCAUCGCCUCGGACGAGGCUAUGCAACUCGAGUGUGCGCGGUACGUGAAUGCGCGUUUCGCACCGCACCCUCCAAUGGGGCCUCGCUCCCCACCUCCACCCACAUCUGCAACGAGCGGAGGACCAGCAACGCUUGCAAGCCCGCUCGCGGAUCCCGUGCCGAGCAUAUCCCGCGAGGACUCGCGCUUCGACGCCGAAGAGAUCUGGCCAUUAAUGGGCGAGCCAGAAGACAGCGAACCCAAUGACAACACCAAGCCCGACGACGCCGCAGAGAGCGACGCGUCUUCUGUUCCAGCAGCUCCACCAGAGCAAAGCCAAAGCAGCGACGUAGUCGACGGCGUGGGCCUCGUCGAGCUGUAUUCGGGUCUGAAACAAGGCCAGAGCGUCAAGCAAUGGUACUCGCACCGCAGCCGCGAGCUCGCCAACAUCGACAUCCGCCGCUUCAUCACCUUCGGCGUCAUCAAGGGCUUCCUAUACCGCGUCCACAAAUACGCCUGCGCCACGGGUCUGCCCGCUCCCCCGCCCCGUUCCUCGUCUUUCCUUCCCGUUGCUGGUCCCCACCUCUCGACCGGCCCGUCUUCCCGCGCCACCACCGGCACAAACACACCCUACACUGCCUCGAGUGUCGGCGACGACGGCCCGCUCUCGGCGGCUGAGCGUGCCACCUCUUUCCACAGCGGGAGCCGCAGUGGUUAUGGUCCGGGGAGUGUUCCGUCUGGGAUGUGGGAUGACGAUGAUGAUGACCCUAUCGAUGAGCGUACCUUGGCGAGGUAUCUCGAUGGGACGCACUCCUUCGACCAGAUCUGUACCGAGCUGGAGAUCAGUGAGCGCGAGCUGACUGCUAGGUUGAAGCGAUAUCCCGGCGAGGUCCUUAUUAUUCACCGUUGA